This is a messenger RNA of Gongylonema pulchrum, 114 nucleotides long. Lineage: Eukaryota; Metazoa; Nematoda; Chromadorea; Rhabditida; Gongylonematidae. The record is from the annotation of a GenBank genome assembly.
GUUUUCAUGACGCUAGCGGAAGCGCAGGAGUUCUGUGAUCAGGACGAAGUAGCAAGCUCCUCCGGACUGUUGUACGGCUUGAUGUGGUUCUUCAAAAACCGGAAAGCUAGUUAG